This is a messenger RNA of Mycetomoellerius zeteki, 879 nucleotides long. RefSeq names its product ester hydrolase C11orf54 homolog. The record is from RefSeq and is a predicted model, not a curated record. Gene Ontology annotation, molecular function: hydrolase activity, acting on ester bonds; zinc ion binding. The coding region runs from base 1 to 879 and encodes 292 amino acids. Gene Ontology annotation, cellular component: nucleus. The transcript is spliced from 6 exons. NCBI's taxonomy places the organism in Eukaryota, Metazoa, Arthropoda, Insecta, Hymenoptera, Formicidae.
AUGGCAGAGAGGCCAAAUGGCGAUUGCUACACAACUGACGAUCUUCCUUAUCUUCCAAUUCCUUUAUCGCCACCAACCCUCUCAGAAAUCGCAGGAGUUCUGCAUUAUGGAAUGCAACCCCUGUUCCACGAAGUGAACGUCGACGUAGUUAGCUGCCCUUGUCUAACUGGACCACCAUAUAAUCUUGCCGGCGUAGGAUUAUGUGGCAACGCGUCGGUAGUGAAAUAUGAUUCGGAAAACUCAGAGGGGUGGAAUCAUAGAACAAAGAAUAUUCGAGAUAUACUCACAACCAGCUGCCGUGAUUCCUUUAUUAUCGGAUCUACUUACGCUACAAAACCAUACAUGCCUUAUUACGGACAUCUCAUUGUGAAUGCAACGUACAGAGCACCUAAUGAUAUUAGAAAUGAGAGUCGCAUUAUUUUCGCAAACAAAGGUGACGGACAGACAAAGAUAGAAAAGUUAACUAAUUCUGAUCAUAUGAUAUUCACCGACAAGGGCACUUUCUUUGUCUGCGAGGCUUUAGGUGGUGUUCUAAGAAUGAAAAACGGACGUGUGGCAUGUAAUGUUAUGUGGGACGAAUAUGAGGAACCAAUGCCACUAUUUGAUGAUUUUGUUAAACAACUGCAAUGUCCCGAGAUAGAUCUAGAGUCAGAUAUGGUAGCCGUUGGCACAAUACUUAAUGAAAAGCCACAACUGUUGACAGAUCAGGAACAGCGUUACGGUCUUAAUCUGUACAAUAGAAGUGAGUUCCAUUGUUUCUCUAAUUAUGAAGCAGGCGGACAAUUUAUUAGCGAUACUACUCCCGAUACGACGGAAUAUGAAGGUUACUUUAAUGUAGCGGAACAGAUGAAUUUAAUAGAAGAUGUCACAUCGGUAUGA